GUUGGUGGUUGUGUGUGUGUGUUGGUGUUGGUGUUGCGGUGCACAACAAAUGUAAAUUUACCGGUUUCAUACGAAUUUCUGCCGUCGUGUGACGUUAAUAAUGUCGUUCAGAGAAAUGAAGAGAAAGGGUGACGAGUUGAGUCUCGUUCCCUCCGCGAAAAAGACUAGAAAUGAAGUAGUUGCGAUUCACAGCAGAGAGAAAAGUGUAGUUCAAGUUCCUCGGACGUCCAACCUACAAGCUCCCAUUAUGCUGCUGGAGGGUCAACAAGGAGAUAUUUACAGCAUUAAGUUCCAUCCCGAGGGAUCAUACCUGGCUUCUGCUGGCUUUGACAGACAGAUCUACAUAUGGAAUGUUUAUGGAGACUGUGAAAAUGUUUCGCUAAUGAGUGGUCACAGUGGUGCCAUUAUGGAGCUACAUUUUUCCACCGAUGGCAACACAAUUGUCACAGGGAGCACUGACACUUCUAUAGGGCUUUGGGAUCUUGAAUCAGGAUCCCGUAUUAAAAGACUGAAGGGUCAUACCAGCUUUGUAAAUUCAUGUAAUGUAUCCAGAAGAGGGCUACUGCAGAUCUGCAGUGGUUCAGAUGACUGCUUAGUUCGAGUAUGGGAUCCUCGUAAGAAAAAUGUUUCAGUUUCUUUGAACAGUACCUAUCCAGUCACAUCUGUGUCAUUCAACGAUACAGCAGAGCAGGUUUUCUCUGGAGGGAUUGAUAAUGACAUUAAAGUGUGGGAUCUCCGUAAAAACAGUGUUUUGUACAAUCUUAAGGGUCAUGCUGACACUAUCACAGGAAUGUCGCUUUCCCCCGAUGGCUCAUAUCUGCUUUCCAAUUCCAUGGAUAACACACUACGUAUUUGGGAUGUACGCCCCUUCGCACCUCAAGAGCGCUGUGUCAAAAUCAUUACAGGUCAUCAGCACAACUUUGAAAAAAAUCUUCUCGGUUGUGCUUGGUCCACUGAUGGUUCUAAAAUAUCUUCUGGGUCGGCUGAUCGAUAUGUUUAUGUAUGGGACACAACCUCUAGGCGUAUAUUGUAUAAGCUGCCUGGUCACAAUGGCUCAGUUAAUGAUGUUGCUUUUCAUCCUAAAGAACCCAUUAUUGCUUCGGGUUCUAGUGAUAAAACAAUCUAUCUAGGGGAAAUUGAAUAAAAAUGAUAUUUGGAUAUUGUA
Molecule: messenger RNA, 1165 nt
Organism: Frankliniella occidentalis (western flower thrips)
Lineage: Eukaryota; Metazoa; Arthropoda; Insecta; Thysanoptera; Thripidae
Product: U5 small nuclear ribonucleoprotein 40 kDa protein
Exons: 3
Coding region: 101-1144 (347 amino acids)
Cellular component (GO): catalytic step 2 spliceosome
Molecular function (GO): protein binding; RNA binding
Source: RefSeq, a predicted model, not a curated record